Molecule: messenger RNA, 1540 nt
Organism: Symbiodinium necroappetens
Lineage: Eukaryota; Dinophyceae; Suessiales; Symbiodiniaceae
Source: the annotation of a GenBank genome assembly
AUGCGGUUGAGGAGGCUUGGAGAACCGGAGCACCAUCGCCACCACGACCUGGCAGCCCUGUCACCCAGCAUCAGAAGCUUCGCACGAAAGAAUUCGAGGAUGACCCGCUGGUGGCAACCAGUGUCAAAUUUGCGCAUCAAGUGUUGCUAUCAAAGUGAGGAGAAAACCGCAGAGUCAUCUGCAUCGUCCACGCAAGACUCGAAGAGGAGGUUGGGUCGUCUGGGUCCUGAUGCGUGGCAAGCGCUCAGCUUAGCUAUUACGGGCAGCUGCUGGCAGAAGACUCUUACCAUCCAUGACUUGCUCUUCAUGGCAGCUGUGUCGAAAGAAACCCUCACCAUCGUCCAGGGCAUAGUCUGCAAGGCAAAGGUGAUGCUUUUCUCGGAGACUGCGCAUGCAUCUUCUUGCUUGGACGGGAGCUGCCUGGACUGGGACAGGAACCGCAUGGAAGGAAGUGAAUGUCCCUCUCUGCAAAUCCGGUGGCUGGAGGACUUCUUGUCUCAGCCGGCUGGGGAGCAGCUGUAUGCAGACAUUGGCUUUGUAGAGGAUUCCCAGCAGCUGAUCUUCGGGAGAAGCUUGGAAGGCCUACGUGCUGCAUUACGAGAGGCAUUGCCUGUUGCUUUCGGAGAUCUGCACAUGGAGGUUGAAGCCGUGCGUAACAUAAGCAGACCGACGAAGACCGUCCUGGACACCCUUCGAGCGGCCCAACCAGAGAUCGUUGGCGUCGAGGCAGCCCGGAGCUGCGCCAGCUUGGAAGACUGUGAUGGCUCCGCACAGGGGCUCGCCGUGCAUGAUCUACCUUCAUGGGCCCACUGCGUGCAGCAGCUCACGCGAGUGUUGGGCACUCGGAAGAAAGUCUCAGUGGAAAGCACUUAUGGUCUGCCGUGGCCCGGUUUCGGCGCGAGCAAAGAUGCCAUCCAUGCCCGUGCACAGGAACAGCAGGUUGGCGGAGGACACAACUCCAUCCAUGAUGACAGUACAGCUGAGCAGGUCGGUCUCAAGCUUGCUCCCAUCCAUGGAACUGUUCACUGGUCCCAGCUGACGCCUCUCUUGCUGCAGGCAUUUGGGCCGGCCUGGUUUGAGACUGGGUCCGUGUCCGUGCACUUCGUUAACAUGGUGGGCCAUCGUCAGCCUGUUCGAGCCUUUAUUGCGAAGCCCGACCCGUCGAAAUCGGCGCAGCAACUUGAUAUUUGGAUGGAGCACCUUGAUGGACGACUUGUCUUUGAAGGAACGGCAAGCGUGGGCCUGCAGCCAGGUGAGAUGACGACGAUGGCACAGUCCAAAAUCGCCCGCAUGAAGCCGGUCUCGGGCAAGCUGCUUUUCACUCGUCAUGAUCCGGGCACUCGCAGCCUGGAGCCGGAAUCUGCAAAGAUCGAGUUCGACAAGGUCAUUGGUCCCUUGUUUCCGUUCACACACAGGAGGAAGCUGGAGAUCAUCACCGAGUUUCAUCCAUGGUUCAGCGAGGAAGCUGGUCACACAUCUCCGUGGGGCAAGCCGAUCCUUCCCCCUGAGAGUUUCAAUCAGAUCAUGCUGGGCGCGGUAG